Molecule: messenger RNA, 1710 nt
Organism: Aspergillus niger
Lineage: Eukaryota; Fungi; Ascomycota; Eurotiomycetes; Eurotiales; Aspergillaceae
Exons: 4
Coding region: 1-1710 (569 amino acids)
Biological process (GO): carbohydrate metabolic process
Molecular function (GO): beta-glucosidase activity
Source: RefSeq, a predicted model, not a curated record
AUGCAUCCUCACGUCCUCUGCCUAGGGCUGCUGCUUGCUAGUAGUAAUGCAGCUGCAGUUUCCAGCACUGCCAGUUCUACAGCUGCAUCCCCUCUGGUGACCACUCUGAACAUCACUGUAGAAGAUUUAUGGAACCUAUAUAUUGGCCCCGUUGAGACUGCCUCGAUCAACACCACCGUUGAACCUACUCCAAUUCCAUCUGCCGAACUGAUCCCCCCUCCCCCACUCUACUACCCCUCCUACUUACCAGGAGCCCAGAUCCCAGGACUACGAAGAAACGAAAGCUGGUCAUUCCCCAAAGGGUUCUGGUGGGGCGUAUCAAGCGCCUCAUAUCAAGUCGAAGGGGCCGUCAAAGCAGAUGGCCGGGGCCCUAGCUUAUGGGAUGCAUUUACCCACCGAGCCAUGAGCGUAGCCGACAACCAGACAGGAGAUGUCGCGAUUAACCAGUAUUACAUGUACAAGCAAGACAUCCAACGCAUCGCCGCGAUGGGCGUACCAGCAUACUCCUUCUCUGUCUCCUGGUCCAGAAUCUUCCCCUUCGGCAACGGCCCCAUCAACGAAGCAGGUCUGCAGUACUAUGACGACGUAAUCAACACCUGCCUAGAAUACGGCGUCAAACCCCAAGUGACACUGUACCAUUGGGACCUGCCCUUAUACCUCCAGCUCUCCUACGGAGGCUGGACAAGCGAAAAGAUCGUCGACGACUUCGUCGCCUAUGCCAAGGUCCUCUUAGAGCGAUGGGGCGACAAAGUCUGGCAAUGGUACACAUUCAACGAACCGCACUCCUUCUGCGGCGAAUACCCAGUACCAGAUGGAUAUUUCCCGCGCACCACGUCCAUCCCCGACGUCCAGCAACCCUACUGGUGCGGACACUACAUGCUUAUCGCCGCGGGAAAAACAUACCAACUUGCACGUUCAAUGAACAUCACAGCACCCAUCAGCAUCAAGAAUAACGGCGGCUACAAGCUCCCUCGAACUGCUUCCCCAGAAGACGCAGAAGCCGUCGAGCGCGCCUGGGCAUUCAACGAAGGAUGGUUCGCGGACCCCCUGUUCCUAGGCGACUAUCCAUCCCGGCUGAAGAACUUCACCUCGAGCUUCUUACCCGAGUUCACGACCGAAGAGCGGGACAUGAUCAAGGGAGCAAGUGAUUACUUCGCGCACGACGCCUACACAGCGGCAUACUACAUGGCACCUGAUGCAGGGAUCGAGGGGUGUCUGUCUGACCCCAGUAACAGCCUAUACCCGGAAUGCUAUAAUUCCUCCUAUACGUUGCCAGAAUCCGAAGGCGGUUGGCUUGUUGGCCCGGCGUCCGAUCCUAAUACCCGCUGGCUUCAUAAGGCUACUGAGUGGCUGCCUCAGUUCCUGCACUAUAUCCAGGAUACGUGGAAGCCCGAGAAUGGCAUAGCCAUCACUGAGUUCGGAUUUUCGGAGCCGUUUGAGGCGUAUAAGACUCUGCGCGAGGAUAUAUUGACGGAUCCUUUGAGGACGCUCUAUUACCACGACUAUGUGCAGGCAAUGUUGAUGGCUGUCGCCGAGGGGGUUAAACUUGUGGGAUGUUCGGCUUGGAGCAUUGCUGAUAAUAUUGAGUGGACUGCGGGGUUUACUGUUAAGUUUGGAUUGCAGUAUGUCAAUUUGACCACGCAAGAGCGCUUCUACAAGGCUAGUUUCUUUGAACUGGCAAAUUUGUUCCGGACAUAUAUCAAGGAGUAG